AUGUCUCAACUAUAUUAUUUUUGUCCGCUUUGCGAAUCUCCAAACGUUUUUCAACACUAUCCUAAAUUAUUCGCUCAUAUUCGCGAUGAGCAUCGUGAAGAACCACCUUUUAGCAUCCGAUGUGAAUUAAGUAUGAUGUGUGGAUCUCGUUAUUCAUCUUAUGAUAGUUACCGACGCCAUAUUUAUCGCUGUCAUCGCUCUCUUCUCGAUUCGCUUGACAACAAUGAUACUAUAUCAUCCGCUGAUAUUUCUGAUAGUAUCGAAGAUUUAUUUUCUGAUCUUACAUUUGAUGAUACAUUACAAUGUGCUGGUGAUCCUGAUUCAUCUAUUUAUCCAGAUGAAGAAAUUGAUGAAUUAGAUCGUUUAUUUUCUUCGUUCGAUUCUGUUUCAUCUUCUUCUACGAAUCAACAACUCAAUUUUGAUAAACUUGCCCAAUUUUAUACAUAUUUUCUCCUUGAACUUCGAGAACAUCAUCUUCUUCCGCAGAAGAUCGUACAAUUAAUUUCAUCUAACAUCUGUAAACUAUUUGACAUGAUUAUCAAAUUAAUCAAAACAAAAGCACCAUCAACAACAUCACUUCUCUCGGUCACUGCUUAUGAAAAUGCUUUUGCGCACAUCACUUCGAUGAUCAAUUCCAUUAGUAAAAAUGAAUAUCAAUUUUUGAAACGAUGUAAGAAACACUUCAGUUAUGAACCUCCAGUUGAAAUUAUAUUAGAUCAACCUAAUGAACACGCGUAUUAUAUUCCUUUGAAAAAAAGUUUAUCUUAUACACUUCAAGAUGGUCAACUGUUACAUGCCAUUAUUGAUAAUAUCAAUUCGUUAUCAAAUCGUGUUGCGCAAGAUAAAGACCUAGUUUUAUCUAAUCGACAAGGUCAUUUCGUAAAAACAAACCUUUAUCGUCAAACAAAUUCAAAUGUCUUGCUAUUGAAAUUAUAUACAGAUGAUGAUCUACCUGAAGUAAUUCGUUCACAAGUUAAUUCCAUUGGUUUACAUUGUAUAUGUUAUACAAAACAUUUGAAUAAUGAUAACAGUAGAACGAUCUUAACCAACGUCCUUGUGGAGGAUAUUAAUAAACUUCAAAAUGAUGGCAUCACAAUUCCUUGUCUUUCGAGCAGAAUUUAUUUCGUUUUUUCUUCCGUUUGUGGUGAUAACUUAGCAUCGAAUGAAGUUGGUGGCUUUCAGAAAUCUUUCAGUUCAGGAAGUUUCUGUCGACAUUGUUUCAUUACUUAUGAACAAAAACAUAUUCCAUUAACUGACAUAUCGUUCGUACCUCGCACUCGUCUAAAGCACGAUUUUAUUCUUAAUCAAGUUAUACUUAACAACGGUCGUCAAAUCAUUCAAGGUGUCAAAGUUCCUAGUUGGUUUAAAGAUCUUAUCGGUUUUCAUCCAACAGAAUCACUACCACCAGAUGUAAUGCAUGAUUUUUCCGAAGAAGAAGAUAUUGAUGGCGCGACAUUAGCUUUACUUCAACAUAAUGAUCUCAUUCAAAUAUUUCCUCGUGUAAAAGAUCGUGUAAAAUUUGUUGAUCAACGUGCAAAAUUAAUUUUAUAUUAUAAUGAUCAACAAGCAAACAAAGAUGCAGCUACUCUUGGUGUAUCUGAUUCAACAUUAUCAGUGGUUCAAGUUUAUGAUGAAUUAGAAAAUAAUGAUAUGUUAAAUUCAGUAGAUGCAAAUGAAAAUAUAGUAACAAAUAAUCGUGCUUCAACAACAGAUCUUGGUUCUUCAUCAAGUUUACCUCUUAAUGAUGAUGUAGAUAUUGAUAAUAAACCUAUGUUACCAGAUGAUUAUGAAGGACCAAAUUUGACUAGUCGAAUGGAAGAGUAUAUUGAACAAGAAAAUAUAUCGAAAUUUAACCCGCAUACAAGAACAAGAAGCGAAGUAUUGACAUUAAUUUAUGAUCAUGUGACAAAAUCUUAUGAUUUAUUGUAUCCAAGCAAUGAUGACUACUUAAGAAUGGCAAAAUCGAUCGUUAACAAACUCCACAUUCCUCCAGCAUUAUCAAAAAAUUCAAUUAAAGACUGGCACGAAUCAAUUAAACAAAAAUUCAAACGUGAACGUAAACCUUUACAAAUGAGUAAUAAUUUAGUUAAAAGUAAACAAGAAAAAUAUGGCAAUGGUAAAACAAAUGGAAGACCGAAAAAAAAAAGUACAAUUCUACAAGCUGAACGUCGUCGUGUUGAUAUACCAUUGAUUAAUUUAGCUCAUCGAGAAAAUGAAAAUUUAUUAGUCAUGGUCAAUCAGAUGAACAUGGAAUUACUUAAAGAUGAUCCUAAUAAUGAAUUACUUCAUGAUCUUUGGAUACAAUCCUUCAACAUAAGACGUCUAUGUAUUCGUGAAUUGGAUAUAGUCGAAAUACUCGAACGUUUUCCCGGUUAUCGUCGUUCAGAAAUGAUCUUGGGUGAAGUAAAAGAAUCUACUGGUAUUGAUAUUGAAGAAAACGUCAAUGUUUUAUUACCAAAAUUUUUUGAUCAUAUACCUGAUAACAACUGUUUUUUAUCUGAUGUUUUACCUAUUCGUGUUAUUCGUGUACUAUGUAAACUAUUCAGCGAUACUGUUGCAAACAUAUUUACAUAUGAGGAGGUACUAACACCUGGUCCAUGUAUGAAAAUUCUUGAUAAUAAAUUUGAGCUUUACCUCGACUUCCACCUAGUAACACAUACAAGUUCUGCUUUUCAAGCUCUUGCACUUCUAAUAUCGUUGUAUUACGUAUUCGAAAUCAAAUUUGGUCAUCAUAACCGCUGUUCUCGUCUUCUUUAUGGUGUUCUGUUCGAGGACACACACUAUCUCAAUAAAGCGCUCAAGAAUUUGCUGAAUAGUUGGAAAUACAAGGUUGUAAAUCGAUCUUUUGUGCGACGACAAGUAGUAGUUACAAAUUUGGUAAAAAGUUUAACUCAACCUUCAACUACUAAUGAACAUGUCUCAUCACCAUCUGAUAUUUCUAAUGAAAUUGCACAAGUAUCACCUGAACAAUCUCGUCCUGAUCAAUAUACUUCAUCUCAAUUAAAUGUCACAAUAUCAAGAAAUAUUGAUGAAGAAAAUAUUAGUGAAAUUGAUGAAGAUGAUUUCACUCAACCAUCAGCUGCAGUUGAAGAUGAUAUUUAUCAAUCUUCAACUACUACUCGACAAGCUCUAGCUCCUCUAACAAACUCAUCAAUAACAAUUCAGAAUAAAUCAGCUGCAUUAACUCAUAUUCACGGUUCUUCCUUAAAUUUAAAUUCAAAAGAACUUGAUGAGAUUCAUGCAUCUCCAACAUCGUUAUUAGCACAACAAUGUGAAAAUGAAAUUGAUUGUCCAGAACAUCCAGCGAAAUCUUCUUCAACUGUUACAAGAAAACGCAGAAUAAAAACUCCACGUUCAUCUUCAUCUAUCUCAACACGGAAAUCAUCUGCACGACUUGAAGCUAAACGUGCCCGUCUACAAUGA
Adineta steineri is the source of this 3423-nucleotide messenger RNA. Lineage: Eukaryota; Metazoa; Rotifera; Eurotatoria; Adinetida; Adinetidae. The record is from the annotation of a GenBank genome assembly.